GGCUGCUGGUUCUGGAUGAGAUGGAUCAGCUGGACAGUAAGUCUCAGGACGUUCUCUACACCAUCUUCGAGUGGCCGUACCUCAGCCAGUCCCGCCUCUGCCUCGUCGGUAUAGCGAACGCUCUGGACCUGACGGACCGGAUCCUCCCUCGUCUUCAGGCUCGGCCUCAGUGUCGCCCCCUGCUGCUCCACUUCCCCCCCUACAGCCGGCAGGAGCUCAGCGACAUCGUGCAGGACCGACUCUCUCAGGCGUCGGCGGACGGGAUCAUGGACGCCUCGGCCGUUCAGUUUUGUGCCAGAAAAGUGUCGGCGGUGUCUGGAGACGCCAGGAAAGCUCUGGACAUCUGCAGGAGAGCUGUUGAGGUGGUGGAGUCUGAUGAGAGGAAGAAAUCAUCGGAUCAGAAAGAUGAAGCUAAAGGUGAGCACUCACUUCUCCUCCGUCACUGA
Messenger RNA from Notothenia coriiceps (black rockcod), 446 nucleotides. RefSeq names its product cell division control protein 6 homolog. Gene Ontology annotation, cellular component: nucleus. Gene Ontology annotation, molecular function: DNA replication origin binding. The record is from RefSeq and is a predicted model, not a curated record. The transcript has 4 exons. NCBI's taxonomy places the organism in Eukaryota, Metazoa, Chordata, Actinopteri, Perciformes, Nototheniidae. Bases 21 to 446 code for a protein of 141 amino acids. Gene Ontology annotation, biological process: mitotic DNA replication checkpoint signaling; DNA replication initiation.